Messenger RNA from Eucalyptus grandis, 2742 nucleotides. RefSeq lists its product as uncharacterized. Bases 1275 to 2699 code for a protein of 474 amino acids. The record is from RefSeq and is a predicted model, not a curated record. The transcript has 4 exons. Lineage: Eukaryota; Viridiplantae; Streptophyta; Magnoliopsida; Myrtales; Myrtaceae.
UCCUCAUUCUGCUAAUCUCUCAAGAGACCCGCCAUUUGGGAAAUUGAACAAGUAUAAAAUCCAAAUUGGGGAUGUUUGGGAUUGGUCAGGUGAAUACAAAGAAUCCAAAACUUUAAAGCUCAAGCUAGAUUCAGGCAAUCUUCUUGAAAAUUGGGUGCAGAGAUGUUUGAGGAUAACACAAGAUCUCCACUUGGAUGGAUUGCAAGGUGGCAACGAUACAAUUCACGAUUUGUGCGUCAAAGGUUUCCAAGAAUUGAAGUAUCUUCACGUUCAAAAUAGCCCAUCAGUUCAAUAUAUUGUUCACUCAACAGAGAAUGUCCAGUGCACUGCAUUUACGAAAUUGGAAUCGUUGUUUCUCGAGAAUUUGAACAAACUGGAAAAGAUUUGUCGAGGCUGUCUCGCCUCAGAAUCCUUAAGCAAAUUAAAGAUUGUGAAAUUGGACAAUUGUAGUGAAAUCAAACAUUUGUUUACAUUUCCCAUGACGAGGAUAUUCUUGCAACUCGAAGAGAUUGAAAUAAGCAGAUGCCACUUAAUGCAGCUAAUUGUUGCGGAUGCCGAGGCAGAUGAAGACAAAAUUGAAAUAAAUGAUGAUCCCACAGUGAAUUCAUGCAAUUUGCGUAGGCUGACAUUAUGCAACUUGCCAAAGAUGGCGAACUUCCAUGAAACUGUGGAUCAUUCAAUCGUAUUUUUUGAUGCGCACCAGGUUUCAUUGCCAUGGUUGGAGUCCUUGACACUAUUUGAACUGCCCAAAUUGAAAGAGAUAUGGAACUCUCAAUUUUUAUCAAAUGUGAGCAAUCUAAAAUUUCUAAAAGUAGAGGAUUGCAUGUUUCUCUUGAGCAUCAUCCCCUCAAGUUUGCUAAUAAAGUUACGGAAUUUGGAAACCAUAACCAUUGAGAGAUGUCAGCUAAUACGAGAAGUAUUUGACCUUGAAGGAUUGACAAUCAAUGGAAAUGUUGAGAUUCUAUCACGAUUGACCAAAUUAACCUUGAGUGACUUACCAAGUUUGGGACACAUAUGGAACAAGAAUCCAAGGAGAGCAUUGUGUUUCCGAAACUUAAGAGCACUGAAAGUGCAAAACUGUGGGAACCUGAGGUUUCUUUUUUCUUCUUCCAUGGCUAAAGCACUUGGGCAAAUGAAAGAAAUAGAAGUAGUGAGAUUUAAACUCAUUGAGGAAAUUAUGGAGCAAGAAGAAGAAUCGGAGAAAGCUACAACCACGGACGCUUUAGUGUUCCCUCUAUUAACCUCCUUGUCUCUUGAGGAAUUACCAAGUCUCAAUGAUAUUCUCUAAUGGAAAGUACUAUAUUCACUUUCCAUCCUUAACAAGACUGAGAAUAUCUGGAUGCCCCAAAAUGAUGACUUUUUCUUCAUUAGAAGGAAAGCAACAGUCAAUGACAACUGAUACAAGUUUACAACAAGCAUUUGGUUGUACCAACUUUGGCUUGUCCUUGCCUGUCUUCUUCAAUCAAAAUGUUCAUUUUCCAAGCUUGGAAGAGUUGACGCUCCUGUCAUUGCGCGGGUUGAGGAGAAUAUGGCACAACGAAAUCCCUGAAGAAUCAUUCUGCAAACUAGCAUCCAUCUCGGUCAGAGAUUGUGAAAAUCUGUCUCAUAUUUUUCCAUUAACUUUAAUAGUGAGGCUCCAAAGCCUAAAAAUGAUUGAGGUGGUCGAGUGUACUUCUUUGGAAGCAUUAAUGGAACAUGUCUCUAUCAAUACUAAGGAAAGGCUAAAAUGUCUGACCUUCUUAGGCCUAAAAGAAGUGAAGUUGUGGCACUUGCCAAGGUUGAAUGUGAUUGUGACAAGCAGCACCAAAGCAACGUUCAGUCUUCCUAGUCUGACUGAUGUUAGCUUGCGCUGUUGCGACGAUUUGAGAUAUCUCUUCACAAAGGAUACAGCGAGAACUCUAGAUAAACUUGAGAAGCUAGAUGUUUCUCGUUGCAUUAACAUGCAGCAAAUAAUUGCAAUGGAAGAAGGUGAAGCGCAAAAGUUGAAGGCAGUGAAGUUCUCUCAUUUAUGUACAUUGAAGCUUUGUUCUCUUAAGAGCUUGACUAGUUUCAGCUCAGGAAGUGGUGCAUAUGAGUUUCCCUCCCUACGAAAUCUCUCAAUUGUGGAAUGCACUGAACUCAAGGCAUUUAUAUUGAGACCGCCAGCAACAAGUAAGGAGAUGAAUGAGCGAACUGUUGGUUUUGACAAAGCUCCAUAUUGUUUAUUUGACAAGAAGGUCAUACUUCCCAAUUUAGAAGAGCUACGCCUAACAAGAAUUGAAUCGAGAGAAUUAUGGGAGAGUGAGUCCAUUUUCUUUCACAACCUAACUUCUAUAAGAGUUGAGGAUUGCCCGUGUCUGAGAAACCUUUUUAUAAUGUCUAUGGCCAAAAGUCUGGGACAUCUCCAAUAUCUCGGUAUAGGUGGUUGUGGAGAGAUGGAGUACAUUGUUGGCAGAGAAGAGGAGAAACCUGAAGAAGCAGCCGACAAAAUUGUAAUUCCUCAACUUGUCACUCUAUAUAUUCACAACAUGCCAAAACUCAGAAGUUUCUGCCAUGAGAAGCAUAUUUCAGAAUGGCCCUCGCUGAAACAGUUAAGUAUUGAAGAUUGUAAAGCUGUGAAGGUGAUAUUAGGAGAUACAAGCUAUAGAAAACUGGGGGGCAACAUUCCAACAGCGCAAUCGCUUUUGCAAGUCGAAAAGGUUUGCACUCGUUUUUUUUAAUGACAUCUAGAAUUCUUGUCCCCGAUGGUUUAAGCUAGACAAU